Molecule: messenger RNA, 513 nt
Organism: Dracunculus medinensis (Guinea worm)
Lineage: Eukaryota; Metazoa; Nematoda; Chromadorea; Rhabditida; Dracunculidae
Source: the annotation of a GenBank genome assembly
AUGAAAACACCUAAAAAUGAACCAAUUCUCACCUAUAAACGAGGUAGUAAUGAGCGAAUUGCUCUUGAUAAGAAAUUGCAUGAAAUGGCUGAUCAAACUGCGCAUAUUCCUCUUUGCAUUGGCUCAGAAAAGAUUUAUAAUAAUCUCGAAAAGGAGCAAAUCAUGCCUUCUGAUCAUAAAACUGUGCUAGCCAAAUUUACCUUCGCAACUGCUGAACAAAUCAAUCAUGCCAUCGAAAUUGCUAUGGCUGCUAAAGAAAAAUGGGAAAUGACACCACUCAAAAAGAGGGCAGAUAUUUUAUUACAUGCAGCAGACCUUUUAAGCGGCAAAUAUCGUAUGGCUAUAAAUGCUGCCACUAUGCUUGGUCAAGGAAAAUCAAUCGUCCAAGCUGAAAUCGAUGGAGCUUGCGAACUCACAGAUUUUUUCAGAUUCAAUGCUAUGUUUACUCUAGAUGCGGAUAAAUAUCAACUGAUUUCGCCGCAAGGCAUCACCAACUCGAUGAUCUUACGGUAA